CUCUCUCUCUCUCAGUUUGCUUUAUGUAGCUUAAAAUCAUAUCUCACACAAUUCAUUCCCAUGCAAUUCUCCAAAUCCAUCAAUUAAUUUAUACAAAUACCUCCAAUAGCAAUUAAACACAUUAAACCCAACCCAUGGCUGAUCAUCCUCUUGUUCUGCAGAUACAUCCACCACAACCGCACCUUCAGCGCUCGUCGAGCACGGAGCUGGGUUCAGAACUAGCAAAUUCAUCAUUAACACCGCCACCAGCAAACCCCAUGGCAACAAAUCUUGAACAGUUGGUGUUGCAAAUUGGACAAUCAUCAACAGCGCCACCACAGCAUGAAGGUAUUUUAAACCUCAAGGUAGGUAAGCCAAUUUUGCUACACAUAAACUCCUUAACACCACCACCAAACCCACCACCACCACCACCAAAGCCAGAAAACCAAAACCAUGAUCUCGCUGCACCAUCUGAUGAUCCGAAACAGCAACUGAAUGCCAUUGUUACACAGUCAAACCCAGCUGUUGAUAAAAUGAAGAUUAAUAAGAACCAAAAACUAAGCACUGCAGGAAGCCUUGCAAACCUUUUACCCACUGGUACAGUUCUUGCCUUCCAAGCCCUCACACCUUCUAUUUCCUACAACGGCCGAUGCCACACGUUCAACCAGUACCUUGUGGCAUUUGUCAUACUAGUUUGUUCUGUCAUAUGUUUUGUGUCAUCCUUCAUUGAUAGCCUGCCAUGGGAAGGCAAAAUAUACUACGGCUUCGCCACAUCCAAGGGUCUUCGUGUUUUGAACGAUGACGAUCACGAGAUUGAUAAAAACGACGACAUUCAGCAGGAGUUGAAGAAGUUGCACGUCAAACGUAAAGACUUUAUUCAUGCGUUUGUCUCGGUGUUUGUGUUCCUGAUCUUUGCUUUUAGCAGCUCCGAAGUGCAAGGCUGCUACUUUCCUAAAUCAAGAGAGUUGGAGUAUUCACUCGUCAUAUAUUUGCCUUUAGUGGUUGGCCUUUUCUCAAGUUUCUUGUUCUCCAUUUUUCCGACUAAACGCAGAGGGAUUGGCUGUGUAUGAACAAUCAUGUAGUGCACCAAAAAAGCCCUUUAUUUUAGGGAGUAACAAUUUGAUCCCUAUCUAUUUACCUGAAAUCUGCUAGCACUCGAAAGAGGUCAGGAGAUUGUAUUAAGGGCUAGUUUGGAUUGAUAUGCUGUGAAAAUAAUUGCUGUCAGAUUUACUGUGAGAGAAAGCAGCUUGGCGUUUAGCAAACUUGUUGUUAAAAGUGUUGUUGAUACUGAUUCCCGCAUAAUCA
Prunus persica (peach) is the source of this 1284-nucleotide messenger RNA. RefSeq lists its product as uncharacterized. The record is from RefSeq and is a predicted model, not a curated record. Gene Ontology annotation, biological process: endomembrane system organization. The coding region runs from base 135 to 1049 and encodes 304 amino acids. The transcript has 2 exons. NCBI's taxonomy places the organism in Eukaryota, Viridiplantae, Streptophyta, Magnoliopsida, Rosales, Rosaceae.